Molecule: messenger RNA, 1672 nt
Organism: Sorghum bicolor (sorghum)
Lineage: Eukaryota; Viridiplantae; Streptophyta; Magnoliopsida; Poales; Poaceae
Product: B3 domain-containing protein Os11g0156000
Exons: 3
Coding region: 135-1097 (320 amino acids)
Molecular function (GO): DNA binding; DNA-binding transcription factor activity
Source: RefSeq, a predicted model, not a curated record
CUCAUCAUGCAUGUACAUGUACUCCUACCAUGGAAAUAAUUAUAUAUCAAUAGUACAGUACAUGUACAGGCCUCCCUGACCAUAGAGUUUCUUCUGCUACCGCUACUUGGGAGGCUGGCUAUAAAUGGCUGGCCAUGACAUAUGCAUGCCUCCCUCUACACAGCACACCACCACUCUCGCUCCCCUCUCCUCGCUGCCAAUCUUUUGGCAAGAACCUCUCUUUCUUUCUUCCACCUCUAGUAGUUAGCAGCUUAUUAGCAUUCCUCCACACCACCAAGGCAGGAAUGGCUAUGCACCAUCUCGCCCAGGGGCACCCCCAGGCGUGGCCGUGGGGGAUGGCCAUGUACACCAACCUGCACUACCACCAGCACCACCACCAGUACGAGAGGGAGCACCUGUUCGAGAAGCCGCUCACGCCCAGCGACGUGGGAAAGCUCAACCGCCUUGUGAUCCCCAAGCAGCACGCGGAGAGGUACUUCCCGCUCGGCGGCAACGGGGCCGGAGACGGCAGCGACAAGGGCCUGCUGCUGGCCUUCGAGGACGAGGCCGGCAAGCCGUGGCGGUUCCGGUACUCGUACUGGACCAGCAGCCAGAGCUACGUGCUCACCAAGGGGUGGAGCCGCUACGUCAAGGAGAAGCGCCUCGACGCCGGCGACGUCGUGCGCUUCGAGCGCGUGCGCGGUGGCCUCGGCACCGGUGACCGCCUCUUCAUCUGCUGCAGGCGUCGGGGCGAGAGCGCGGCACCCACACCGACACCGCCACUGCCCGUGCGCGCUCCGGCACCCGCGCUGAACGCCGCCGGCGAGCAGCAGCCGUGGAGCCCCAUGUGCUACAGCACGUCGGGAUCGUCGUACCCGACCAGCCCCGCCAGCCCCUACGCCUACCACAACGAUACGCCACACGCAGGUGAGGCAGACGCCAAGAGCAGCGGCACCCCUACAGCACCGUCGAGGAAGCUCCGGCUGUUCGGCGUCAACCUCGAUUGCGGCCCGGAGCCGGAGCCGGAGCCGGAGACGCCGACGGCAAUGUACAGCUACAUGCACCAGAGUCCCUACGCAGCAGUGUCCGCCGUUCCCAGUUACUGGGGCAGUUCAUAAGACAGGAGAGGAGGAAGAAGAUCUGAGGCCAUGCUCUGCACAGCAGCCUAACAAGCAGCAAUGAAGAAACUAGCUACCACUAUUACUGUUCUCUACUCUGUCUGUACUGAGCGACAGGUUUGAAUUGACCAGCGGAAUGAAAAGGAGGUGAAAGAGAGAUCCCCUGUUUCCCGGGCAAUCUUCCUUCCAUCACCGCAGACCCCAGACUGGCCCAUUUUCUCCCCCAUGUUGCCUUCCAGAAACCCUACGUGCAGUACGGGGUCCGGCCCGGCCGGGCCCCUUGCGGCCGUAGCAGCAGGUAGCAGUAGCUAGGAGGUUUCAGGAAACAUCAGGUUCAAAAGGAGGGAGCUAGAGAGGCAUGUGAGAGGGAGUGACGGAUGGUGACACACAUGGAAAAAAAAAAGGACAUGCUUGAAAGCAUGUACUGUAUGGCGUGUCAUCUGUGGUAGGAGUAGGACUGUAGAAGUAUGUGAGAUGAGGGUGGGUCCAAGAAUGGACUGUGAUGCAAUGAAGCUGAUGUAUCUAGCUGCUCCUUCAAGGAACAGAGAAAUGUCCUCAUUGGGAUUUUGUUAUUC